Molecule: messenger RNA, 1553 nt
Organism: Sceloporus undulatus (fence lizard)
Lineage: Eukaryota; Metazoa; Chordata; Lepidosauria; Squamata; Phrynosomatidae
Gene: TRAPPC14
Product: trafficking protein particle complex subunit 14
Exons: 6
Biological process (GO): cilium assembly
Cellular component (GO): TRAPPII protein complex
Molecular function (GO): alpha-tubulin binding
Source: RefSeq, a predicted model, not a curated record
CCCUGCUCCCUCCGGGCUCUUGAGGAGCAGAACUUCCUCUUCCAGUUAGAGGCCCCGGAGCAGCCCCCCAACAGUGCCAAGGAGGGCCUGGAGGUUCCUCUCAUCGCAGUAGUCCAGUGGUCGACCCCCAAGCUCCCUUUCACCACCAGCAUCUACACUCACUACAGGCUGCCAAGCAUCCGCCUGGCCCGUCCCCGGUUCGUGAUGACGGCAGAGUGCCCUUCACCCGUCCCCCUCCAUCGCCGCUUCACCGUCACCUACACCCUCAUCAACAACCUGCAAGACUUCCUGGCCGUGCGCUUGGUGUGGACGCCAGAAAGCGCCGCUGCCAGCAAGAAGCUCUCCCAUGAGGAGCGGCGUGCCAUCCAGGACACCCAGGAGGCUAUCGUGUGCCACACGCCCCUGAACAACCUGGGCUUCUCCCGUAAAGGCAGCGCCCGCACUUUCUGUGUCACAUUCCAGGCCCUGCGUGCUGGUUUGUAUGAGCUCUCCCAGCACAUGAAGCUGAAGCUCCAGUUCACGGCCAGUGUCUCGAACCCACCCCCAGAGGCCCGGCCCGUCUCCCGCAAGAGCAGCCCUGGCAGCCCCGCUGUCAGAGAGCUGGUUGAACGGCACCAGGCCAGCUUGGGGCGCUCCCAGAGCUUCUCCCACCAGCAGCCGGCGCGGGGUCACCUCAUGAGGUCGGGCAGUGUCAUGGAGCGCCGAGCCAUCACUCCACCCGUGGGUUCCCCUGUGGGGCGCCCCCUUUACUUGCCCCCUGACAAGGCCACUCUUUCUCUUGACAAAAUUGCCAAACGGGAAUGCAAGGUGCUGGUCAUCGCCCCCGGCACAUGAUAGCUAGGGCUGAAGAAGCCCAAAUCCCCACCCUGGAAAGGAGGGUGCUGCUGCGUCCUGCUACCCUACGGCAGAACAUCCCGCUACUGAAACUCUCCUUUGCCGCUCCCAUCAUGUUGCCCUGCCCCCUGCUAUGCUCCCCCCUGCCAUGCCACUGUUUACUCAGAAAACCUCUCUGCUGCACCCAGAGCACACAGGGGGCCUCCCUCUGUGCCCCCCAUGUCUUCAAGCCAAGGCCCCCGCAAAACCACUCCCAGCUGCCAGCAGACUCUCUUGGCUGUGCCAGUGGUCAGUCCAUGGGUGCCAGUGCCAAGGCACAAAGGCCACCUGCUACUGCCCUGCAACCAUCUCAUAGACUGCUGUGCUGCCCCCUGCUGGUGGAGGGGCAGCUGAGCUGGAGGGGCACUCUGCUCUUCCUCCUUUCACACUGGAUUGAGCCACUUGGUUCUCAGAAGGGAAGGCAGGAUGGACAAGAUCCCUUCCGCCAGUGGGGCAAUGCUCUGGCCUCUGUCUGCUGCUGGGGAGGCUUUCAGCUUCAAGCCCCCACCUCAGACGCCAGGCGGCCUCCCUGCCACCCUUCCGCUCCAUCUGCCAUCUCAGGCCAAAGCGCCCUCCCAUUGCACUUUAUUUAAUGUUUUGUUAUUUAUGUGUAUUUUUAAAGUUUGCCUCAAGCAUCUCCAACUGUAUGUCUGUGUUUGUGAAUAAACGGCACUGGCUGA